Drosophila yakuba is the source of this 567-nucleotide messenger RNA. RefSeq lists its product as uncharacterized. The transcript has 3 exons. NCBI's taxonomy places the organism in Eukaryota, Metazoa, Arthropoda, Insecta, Diptera, Drosophilidae. The coding region runs from base 1 to 522 and encodes 173 amino acids. The record is from RefSeq and is a predicted model, not a curated record.
AUGCUUCACCUGCUGACUUGUGUUCUGAUAUUCAUACCAGCUUAUCGAGCUGCCGAUCCCAUUUGCUCCCAAAGGCCGGAUGUAACUGCCUUGAAAAACUGUUGCAAGCUGCCUUCUCUGGACCUAUCAAGCUUCAACUCCAAGUGCAGUCAGUAUUUGAUCAAUGGCGCCCAUAUAUCACCUUGCAGCUUCGAGUGCAUCUUUCAAGCGGCGAAGGCAUUGAACGGCACACAGUUGGACAUGGAUAAUAUCGAGAAGAUGAUGAAAACCAUUUUGAAAUCUGAUGAAUUCGUGCACGUGUAUGUGGAUGGAUUCAUGAGCUGCAGUACUCAGGAGCAGGCACUUAUUAAGACCCUGAAACGCCGCCGUGUGCCCAUCACCGGAAAAUGUGGCUCAAUGGCCAUAAUGUAUGGUCUGUGUGCCCAUCGAUAUGUAUACCGCAAUUGCCCGGAAAAGGUUUGGAGCAAGAGCCCCAGCUGCAAUGAGGCCAGGGAGUACAACAUUCGCUGCGAUGACUUAUAGUAGAUGAAGCUAUUAAAGUGAAAUAAAUCACACACUUGCAGCUGC